Messenger RNA from Austrofundulus limnaeus, 323 nucleotides. Its product is annotated as WD repeat-containing protein 92. Lineage: Eukaryota; Metazoa; Chordata; Actinopteri; Cyprinodontiformes; Rivulidae. The record is from RefSeq and is a predicted model, not a curated record. Gene Ontology annotation, molecular function: protein binding.
UGAGUACCCUGCUAAAAGAAGCAAGAAGGACUUUGAUGGGGUGGAUGUGGGUGUAGCUGGGUCAGUCAGCCUUUUACAGAACGCCACUCUGUCCUCUCAGCCAAUCAACAGCCUGGACUGGAGCCCCGACAAGCAGGGCCUGUGCCUCUGUUCCAGUUUUGAUCAGUCUGUUCGUGUGCUGAUUGUCACAAAACUCAAUGUGGUCUGAGAGACUCAUCAGGAGCUGGUCUCUCUGUUUUCCUUUUUCUGUCUUUAGACAUGAUCCACGUUUAAAGAUGAUGUCAUAAAAGCUUUGUUUUGUUGUGACUGAAGUUUACUUUGAA